Molecule: messenger RNA, 3226 nt
Organism: Suncus etruscus (white-toothed pygmy shrew)
Lineage: Eukaryota; Metazoa; Chordata; Mammalia; Eulipotyphla; Soricidae
Gene: MTDH
Product: metadherin
Exons: 15
Coding region: 1-2679 (892 amino acids)
Biological process (GO): positive regulation of angiogenesis; regulation of transcription by RNA polymerase II; negative regulation of apoptotic process
Cellular component (GO): nucleus
Molecular function (GO): transcription coregulator activity; NF-kappaB binding
Source: RefSeq, a predicted model, not a curated record
AUGGGCCUUAUAAAGCCGGAGAGCCACAAACCUCUCGGUCAGGAAAACCCUGACAAGGCAUUUCGCGCGGGCCGGACCAACUUCCUCCGGGAGCCAGCGCUCGCGCCCCCGCCGCGCUCACGUGACCAGGCCCCGGUCAGACCACGCCCCCGCCGCUCGGACCGAGUCGAGGAACUGCCGGAAGUGCCGCCAGACCACGCCCCCGCCGCUCAUGCCCCGCCCCAGAGCGACCAGACUCCCGCUCUGACCACGUCCAGGAACCGCCCGUUCCUCCAGACCACGCCCCUGUCGCUCACGCUCACGCCCCGCCCCCGCCCAGACCCAGUCGAGGAACUGCCGGAAGUUCCGCCAGACCACGCCCCUGCCGCUCACGCCCCGCCCCCGAGCCCAGCUCCUACCACAUCCAAGAACCGCGCGUUCCGUCAGAUCACGCCCCCGUCGCUCACGCCCCGCCCCUCUCCUACCACAUCCAAGAACCGCGCGUUCCGUCAGACCACGCCCCCGACGCUCACGCCCCGCCCUCGCGCGACUGAGCUUCCCCGCCCAGACCGGGUCGAGGAACUGCCGGAAGUUCCUCUAGACCACGCCCCGUCGCUGACGCCCCGCCCCCGCGCGAUUAAGCCCCGCCCGGACUCGUCCAGGAACCGCGCCUUCCCCCGGACCACGCCCCCGCCGCUCGCGCCCCGCCCCGACCGCGUCCAGGAACGGCGCGUUCCUCCAGGCCCCACCCCGCGCCGGCCGAGGCCCCGCCCAGGAAGAGCGCGCUCCUGCAGACCACGCCCACGCCGCCCACGCCCCGCCCUCCGCGCCCCACGUGACCCCGCAGGCGCACCCAGCCUGCCCCGCGCGCGGCGUGAAGCUCGCCGGGCCGCCGCCAUUGUUCCGCUGGCGGAGGCGGGCGCGGCGCGGCUGCGGGAGCUGGGCGCGGGGCCGGGGCCGGGCCCGGCCUGGCUGUGCGCGCUGGGCGUGGGCGCGCUGGCGCUGCUGCUGCUGCUCGCGCUGCUCGUCUACGGCUGCGGCUCGGGCGGCGGCGGGGGCCGGGCCCAGGCGCGCGCGGCGGGCCGGGCCCCGCGCAAGGCCGCGCCCCGGGGCCGGCGGGACGAGGCGGCGGCGGCGCCCGCGCAGGGCCCGGCCCCGAGCCCCGCGGCCGCGCGGCCCGACGAGCCGAGGAAGCGGGCCCGCCGCAGGCCGGCCGACAAGCCCAAGCCAAAUGGACGAACUGUUGAAGUGGCUGAGGAAGAAGUUGUUCAGAGCCCUCGAAGUGUGGCCGUAAAACAACCAGUAGAGACUGACAAGAAAAAUGAAAAGUCAAAGAAAAAUAAGAAGAAAUCAAAGCCCGACGCUAAAGCAGUGCAGAGCAGUUCACGCCAUGACGGGAAGGAAGCUGAUGAAGGAGCCUGGGAAACUAAGAUUAGUCACAGAGAGAAACGGCAGCAGCGUAAACGGGAUAAGGUGCAGACUGAUUCUGGCUCAUUGGAUUCAACUCUCCCUGGGAUAGAAAGCACCAUCACUGUUACCAGCGAGCAACUUGCAGCUGCAUCAUUUCCCGUUGGCUCCAAGAAGAACAAAGGUGAUUCUCAUCUAAAUGUUCAAGUUAGCAACUUUAAAUCUGGAAAAGGAGAUUCCAUACUUCAGGUUUCUUCAAGCUUGAAUGAAAACCUUGCUGUCAACGGCGGAAGCUGGAAUGACAAGUCUCUGAAACUCUCCAGCCCGCUGAAUGCAGGAGAGGAGAAGUGGAACUCAGUCACCCCUGCCUCCGCCGGCAAGAGGAAGGCCGAGCCGGCUGCCUGGGGCCCGGACCCUGGCGAGGCCAGCGCCAGCAGCACCAGCGCCAACGGCAAGGACUGGGGAAGAAGUUGGAGUGACCGCUCCAUAUUUUCUGGCAUUGCUGCUUGGUCUAGUGUGGAUAGGGGGGUGAAUUCCUCUGAACAGAAUUCUGCUGCUUUGGCAUCUCUCACACUUAACUCUGCUGUUCCUGGGUCUGCUGCUGAGCCCGUUUCUCAGUCUUCUGCUUCUGAUUAUCAGUGGGAUGUUGGCCGUAACCAGCCCUACAUCGAUGAUGAGUGGUCUGGGUUAAAUGGCCUGUCUUCGGCAGACCCCAGCUCGGACUGGAAUGCGCCAGCAGAGGAGUGGGGCAACUGGGUGGAUGAAGAAAGAGUAUCACUUCGAAAGUCUCAGGAACCAAUUCCUGAUGACCAAAAAGUUUCAGAUGAUGAUAAAGAAAAAGGAGAAGGAACUUUUACAACUGGGAAAUCAAAAAAGAAAAAGAAGAAAAAGAAGAAACAAGGUGAAGAAAAUUCACCGGCACAGGACACAGAAGAUUUUGAAAAAGAAAUCAAAGAAGAGCUUCCAGUGAAUGCCUCUAAAAUUCACCCAAAACAGGAAAAAACUUUUUCUUUGAAGACCACAAGCACUAGUGAUCCAGCUGAAGUACUCAUCAAAAAUAGCCAGCCGACCAAGACUCUUCCUCCGGCUGUUUCUGCCGAGCCAUCCAUUUCUUUGUCGAAGAAUGAUUCUGACAAGAGCUCUCCCCAAGUGCCACUGAUGCCACAAGAGACAGAAAACCCCAAGUCAAAUCCGAAGCAAAAUAGCGUGCCUCCUUCACAGACCAAGUCUGAAACUAGCUGGGAAUCUCCCAAACAGAUAAAAAAGAAGAAAAAAGCCAGACGGGAAACGUGAAUUUUUUCCCCUGAAUGGACAGGUGUUUGCUAACACUGUCUUGAAGAUUAUGCUGUUUAUGCAAUAAUUUGUGAACAUGUACAGAGUUUUAUAGAAAUGUAAACCAAUUUUUAAAACUGUGAACACAACCACCAUAAAAAAUGGAAUUAAAGGAAAGUUAAUUUAUGGAAUGAAAGAGAGGUCAGGGCUUGUUCUGCCAUGCUGGAAAACCCUUGGGAAAGCCUCGGCCACAGAAAGAGAGCGAUUUUCAUUUCCGAAUCUUCUGCUUUGACAACAGCGCCGUGUUUACAACAGCUUGCACCCGUUCACAUCUCCACUGGGGACUGAUGGGUUCUGCCCACAGAGCAGCGGUUGCAGGCUUGGAGGCAGCUUCUCGGGUCUUCUGCACGGGACUUUCACCACGAGCGCCGGUUUUAUGCUCCAAUCAAAGUGCUCUGAUCAAAUGCAUAAUCUGCCAUAACUUUACAUAUAUGUGUUGGUAGCCGUUUGUAUUCAAGGAAUCACAAGUGCAAAUAAAAAAGGCGUUUAUCUUUUUUGGAACUAGAAA